AAGUCGAUAACGUCGCUUAUCCCUUGGCAUAAAAAUGCCUAACCGGCGGAUUUUAGACGUCCCCUUUUAACUCUAAUCGUGUCGUCGAAAGAGUUCGUAUAUAAAUAGGUCGGGUUGUCGCGUAGAAAAUUCUGACAGAACGUAUCCGUCACGAAAAUAAUGUCGUUUUUAUUACAUUUUUUGAUAAAUUAUUAUUCUAGUUUCGAUCCGGCGGCGGCGGCUUUAUCGAUUUUCCUAUUUACCGCGUCAUUGUAUAUUGUACAUUUUCGAAAGACCAACGUCUCGGUGUCUAAUAAGCGCUUUCGAAAAUCGUUUUAUAAUAUUUUUGUCGUAGCGAACGGACGUCGGGCACGCAGUAAAUUAGUUAUAAUUCCAUUCAUUACAGACUACAGUGUAAUUUAAAGUUGAAAUAUGGGUUAGCAGCCCCUACGUGGUGAUGACAUGCUAUGUUCCGAUGUUUGAACAGUGUAACUAUAGUGAAAUAUAUAUUUUGUUUUUCUAAGUUGUGUCUAGUGCAUUCCUUUUGUGAAAGUUAAUAGUAGAAUUUUCUUCGUUUUUUUUUUGUGUUUCGCUGUUUGGUUUGUGUAUUGGAUGUGCGAAUGUGGAUUUACAAACGUUCCUAUAUUUCCCGUAUCAUGGGAUCCACCGACGGACAACAUUCCAACAACCCCUAGUAUAUUAUAUAUAUGUAGAAAAUAUUCGCUCGACUGACUGUGCGUUGGUUGGCGAUCGACCAAAAUUUUUGUACCAAAAAACCAAAGUGCUAUUAGGUAGUAAGUGACCAUGGUGCCCCAGCAGUACUGCCUGCGGUGGAAGCACCACCACUCCAAUGUGCAGAGCAUGUUCGCGCAGCUGCUCGAGAAAGAACGCUUCUGCGACGUGACGCUAUACUGCUCGCCGAGCUUCGCGACGCAAGUGCCCAACAAGGACACGGUGGAGCCGCAGAACAUACGCGGGGUGUCGCUCAGGGCGCACAGGGUGGUGCUCGCGGCGUGCUCGGAGCUGCUCGGCGCGCUGCUCGGCGCGCACGACGCGCUCGGCGAGCCGGUGCUGGUCAUCGACGGCGCCGAGCCGCGGCACCUGCGCGCGCUGCUCGACUACAUGUACACCGGCGAGAUGAACGUGCAUCACUCCCAACUGGCCGGUCUGCUGAAGACGGCCGAGGAGUUGCGAAUAAAGGGCCUCACGGAUAUACGAUGGAACAACAAGGAUGAACCGCCUGACUGUGCUACAGGCGCAGUCACGACGACGCCUCACGAGAGAACGCAGCAAGACAAGACAAACGACACACAAAAACAUGAAGCCAACAAAACAGACAGGCUCACCGACGCCAAGGCAGACGUCAAAACGCCCGACGUCAAGCCGCAGGACGUCAGGCCGCCGAGCGUCAAAGCGGUGAACGUCAAAACGCCAGACAGGACGCAGGACGUCAAGACGAACGUCAAGAAUGUAGAGACGUCGCCGAGUAAGAUCCUUCCGGACAACGGAUCAGAUUGCAGCUCGCCGGAGCGGGAGGUCAAAGACAUGGACUAUCGCGAACCGGUUGCGGAGAAGUUUAAUGUCAAUGGAGGCCCCCCUCCGCUGAUCAAAUUACCCACCAAGGAGAAAUUGUCUAGUCCUAUUAAGAGGGAUAUUUGUGACAGGGACAGUCCGAGUCCUAAGCGACAGAGGCUAGCGAGCGGCACCGACCACACGGACGACGAGAACAGCAGCCAUUUGAAGACUGAAAGAGAUCCAGAAUGGAGGCAUGGCAACCUGGACAUAACAGCGGAGCGGGUGGUGGGGUGGGGCGCGGGGGAGGAGGAGGCGCACUGGUCGCGCGACCAGUCGGACGACGAGUGGGCCGACCCGCCCGCCGACAUCGGCUCCUUCCUGCGCACCAAGCUGCGCGUCGACGGCGACAAUAGCGGAGACGAGGAGUCGGACGGCAGCGCGUGCGGCGCGGUCGCGCAGGCGUCGUCCUCCUCCUCCACCACCAGCACCGCGCACAUUGACUACAUCAAACCCGGCAAACACGGCGUGGUGGACCCUCGUUUCAUGGACGUGGUGAAGUUGAACGACUACCUGCAGCACGGCAGGCGGCCGCAGUUCUGGGAGGAGAACUACGUCAAACGGGUGAUGGAGGCGGUGAGGGUGAAGGAGUUGGAGAUGAAGCAGGCGGCGGAGAUCCUGGGCGUGAGCUACGGCACGCUGUACGGCCGCUACCGGGACGUGUACGGCUGCAUCAACAGGCCCUACAGGACGGCGCGCGAGUUCUGGCAGGCGAAGGGUCCGUCGGGCGUGCUGGACCGGCUGCAGCGCGGCGACCUCGGCAUAGAGGCCGCCGCCCUCGCGCUGGGGGUCAUGCCCGCCAACCUCGCCGCCUACGUCGCCGACGCGGCUGAGAAAGGUCCCGAGUUCGAGAUACCGCUGGAGCUGGACGCCGGCGUGAAGAUGCGAGGUCGCCCCUACGGCUCCACCAACUCCACCAAGCACGCCAAGAAACAGGACAAGGCGCCGGGCAAGAAGGUGGUCGUGGGCAGCUUAACUGACGAGGACCCGAUACCGGCCAGCGUGAUCACUACCCAGGAGAAGGCGAUAUCGUCACAGCCCGCCCCCAGCGGCAAAUGGCCCACCAUCCGCGUGGCAUCGUUGGACUCGCUGCGCGGCACGGAGCAGCCGCCGUCGCCGCCCGCCGGCCCGCCCUCGCCCGCGCCCUCGCCCUCGCCCUCGCCCUCGCCCUCGCAGCUCAUGCGCACGCGCCCCGACCUCACCAUAGUGGCCGCGCGCCGCAGCGACUCGUGACACGCCCAGUAAGCCCGCCUCGGUGACGUCACUGACAGCGUUGACGCGACCUACGUCACAAUUGUUGCGUUGUGAACAAAACAUCCUCGCCCUCGUCUUUGACGUCGCCGACAACCUCGCCCUUGACUUCGCCGACGACCUCACCGACGAUCCCGCCGACGACCUCGGCGACAACAUAGCCGAUUACCUCGUCCUUGACGCCGCCGAUGGCCUCGCCGACGACCUCGCCGAUGACCUCGUCGACGAUCUCGCCGACGACCUCGCCGACAAUAUCGCCCUUGACGUCGCCGACGAUCUCGUCGUUAACUUCGCUGACGACCUCGCCGAUGACCUCGCCCUUGACGUCGCCGACGACCUCGCCGUUGACGUCAUCGACGGACUUCACCAGCAACAACAAUCGCUGUUGAAUUCGACGUCGACGUCGUCGUAGUGGCCGCGAGACGUGACUACUCGUAACAUAACGUCAGUGACGUCAAUGACACAUGACACAAACCACGUCACAAUCAUAUACAGAUAACACAAGAAAAGAGGUUUUAUUUUGAAUUGUUAUUUUUCGCAUACAUUUUCAUAAAUUUUCGAAAUGAACUGUUAAACAAACACAAAUAAACAGCUGUCAUAACGCGUGCUACUAAAUUGUCUAAGUAGCAAAUAUGUAGUAGCACGCUUUUUAUUUGCUACCUUGAAUCGCAAUCGCAAAAAUGGGGUUUCUACUUAUUCGCAAAUAUACUUCGGAUUUUCUAAAAUCAAUGACUUGUCAAAUACAUGAUUAGUAAAUAGUUGUAUUUACACGCGCGCUACUAAGUUCUCUAAGUAGUAAAUGAUGUCAUGAUACUAUUUGCUACUUACGAAAAAAUUAUUAAUAAAUUGCUUAUAUAUUUUCGAAAUUUUUAGAACGAACAAUGAAGUGUCAAACAAGAGGAUAGUUGACUCAUAUCAAAUUUAAUAUAAACAAUAUUAUUUUCAUAUAAUAUGAAAUAAGGGUUCGAAAUAUAUCGACAUCAAUUAAUAAAAGUUAAGGAUUUCAUUGAAAACUCAAUUUAAAAAUUAUGCAUUUAUUAAUUUUUUCCAAACGCUGUCGUCCAUUUUGUGACGUCACUUGAUGUCACUAAGAAUAAACGUCAAACUAAUUAUUUAGUUAAAAACUUCGUUUGGUUAAGGUUUAGUGUUUAAGUGACGUCAUGAAACAUUUAAUAUAUAUACCAUCAUGGCGGAUAGCAUUUUGGCAAAAAAGUAUUAGAAAAUUAAAAUUUUGCAUGUUAAUGUCUUAAAAAUUUUUUUUUUUUUUUUCAAUCUAGUCGAAUAUAAAUAAAUAAAUAAAGUAUCAGCUAGCCUAUUACAAUAAACGAACUUGUUUGUAUUUGAUGUUUAUGUAUUUACACGCGUGCUACUAAUUUGUCUAAGUAGUAAAUGAUGUCAUGAUACUGUUUGCUACUUACGAAAAAACGUCUUUGAGCAUGUUUAAAAAAAAAAAAAAAUUUGUCGACAAACGAAUUGUCAAAAUUCGUGUAAAUAAUAACAAAAUAUAGCUGACCAAAUUGUAAUAUUAAAAAAAAUAUAUAGUUAUAAUAUAUUAUGUACCGGUAUAUAUUAUAUAAAUGAUAUAUUGUGUAUAUUAUCGAAUAAUAUAUUAAUGAUUGACAGUAUUUGAAUUGAAAAUAAAACAAAAUAUAUAUUGAUUAAUAUUAAAACUCCGAAUUUCGUAAAUAUUCCUAACUAAAGAAUAUUGUCAGUUCAUUAAUAUGAAUUAUAUUAAGAAAAUAUAUUUUUACCUAAAUUAAAAAAUAGUGAUAUUGUUUAAUAUAUUAUUAUAGCUGAUAAAGGUAUAUCGACACUAAUGCAUACUUUACACGAAUAUAUUAAGAGUAUCUAUACCAAUAUAAUAAAGCUGAAGAGUUUGUUUGUUUGUUUGAACGCGCUAAUCUCAGGAACUACUGGUCCGAUUUGAAAUAUUCUCUCACUGUUAGAUAGCACAUUUAUCGAGGAAGGCUAUAGGCUAUAUAUUAUCCCCAUAUUCCUACGGGAACGGGAACCACGCGGGUGAAACCGCGCGGCGUCAGCUAGUAUAAUAUAAAUGAUUUUUGUUCAUAUCUACUCAUAUAUUUGCUGACAAUGACGGCUUCAGUUUCAUAUAAAAGGCUACAACAACCUAGAACCAAAGACAAUGGUCUAUAAUAGAAUCCGUUUUCUUUUUUUUUCUAUAAUGAACAAUAUUUUUUUGUAUAGAGUACCUCUAUGUAAAAAAUACAGUGUAAUGUAAAAGAAAAAUAUAUGAAAAAUAUGUAUAAUGUAUGUAACUAUAACUAUAUUUAUGUAAGAGUGCUUUAGUUUGACAGACGUGUCUUCAUUUUUAAUAAAUUGUCAUUGUACUAUUAUUAAUUAUUAUAUAUAAAUUUUCGAGACUUGGUCGCUAACUAUGGGCCUCAUAAGAAGGCUCAGAGUCACACAGCGGGCGAUGGAACGAGCUAUGUUAGGAGUAUCUCUGCGUGAUCGAAUCAGAAAUGAGGAGAUCCGCAGAUGUACCAAAGUCACCGACAUAGCUCAACGAGUUGCGAAGCUGAAGUGGCAAUGGGCGGGGCACAUAGUGCGAAGAGCCGAUGGACGUUGGGGUCCCAAAGUGCUGGAAUGGCGACCCCGCACUAGUAAGCGCAGUGUUGGCCGACCCCCCACCAGGUGGACUGACGACAUCAAGCGAGUCGCAGGCGUUCGCUGGAUGCAGGCGGCUCAGUAUCGUGAUGUUUGGAAGUCCCUACAAAAGGCCUAUGUCCUGCAGUGCACGUCCAUCGGCUGAUAUGAUGAUGAUGAUGAUAUAUAAAUUUAAUUAUUAUUAUUAAUAAUAGUACAAUAGCACAGUAGUUAUAUUAUUAUUAUUAUUAUUAAAUAAAUAUGAUUAUAUCGACCGGCUAUAAAAUAAACAGUCACGUGAAAACUAAAACUUUGAUAUUCGCCUAUUUACUAAUAAAUUGUCUAUUAUAUUUGUAUACUAGCGGACGCCGGCGACUUCGUCCGCGUGUAAUUCGAUGUAAACUUUCAACUAACCCUACCCUACACCGACCUUACCCUACCCCAAAUUUUUUAUGUCAUAAGAACAAUGACAAUGUAAAACACAUUAAAAAAAAUAGUGAAAUCGAUCCAGCCGUUCACGCGUGAUGGCGUGACCAAGGGAUAUAUGGAUUCAUUUAUAUAUAUAUGUAUAUAUUGUCCAAGUUUGUCUUAAGUAUAAAACGUAAUCUUUUGAUAUUUUUUACAGAUUUUUUUUCCAUUUUUAUAUCAUGAGGAAUCAUAUCUCCACUAGGCAGACCUUUAGCUUAGUGACAAACCUUCGUUAGAGACUUAAAAAUUAUUUAAGAAAAAAUUCAAUUCAAUGUGGUAGAGGAAACACCUCGAGCAGGUCCCAGGACUUGUGAACUUGAUAGUAGGUUUAAGGGAUCCAACACUCACCUUCCCUGCCCGACAUGCUCUCCGUGACAGAAAAGAAUUUAUGAUAUUGCACAAAAUCACUAACGCGACUGGCAGCGUGACGGCGUUUACGCUGCCUAACAAACAACUGGGUUCAAGUCAUGAAAUAUCCUCUUAUUUAUACCAACACUGAUACCUCCCCUCUACAAUAACCUAAAUAAUGAAUUUUAAUACCACUUGUAAUCGAAGAACUUGUAACAAUUAAUCAAGAAGGUCUUCACAACGACUGACUGUUUCACACAAAACAUAACUUUCCUGUUAAGAUAUAUUUAAAGUUUUAGUUUUGCGGUAUUGACCAUUUAUAUUUUUAAUUGCACGGUCGAUAUAAGGACAUCCGCUGACUUUUAUCGCUCGCACCAAUGUUUACUUGAAUGAGUUAAGUUCAUGUUCAUACAUUGAAGAAAAAUUGUCACAUCAAAUUAUUUCUAUAUCUGUUUUUUUUAACAUGUAUUCUAAAAUUUAAAAUUAUAUAAAAAAAAAUUAGUAUUACAUUCUAAAAAGUCAGGAUUUUAUUUUUUAUUGUCAUUUUAAAGUGGGGAUAUAAUGAAUUCAUUCUGUUUACUAAUACAAUAUAAAUUGAUCUUUUUAACGAAAAAUUUUUAUGCCUUUUUCAGCUGUGUAGAAAAUUUUUGGUCUUUGUGUAUAGAAGAAACCCAAUAUUGUUCUUAGUUUUAAUGUAAGUGAAAUAACGUGUAAUUAAGUUUUAUGGCAUAAUUUUGAUCAUAAAUUGAUUAAUUCUGUAUUUUUUUUUGGUAAAAUACGGGCUACAGAUCUUCAGUUUUAUCUAAUCUAAAUUUAAAACAAAAAAUUUUGUAGCCCACAUUAGUCAGGGAGAUAAGAAAAGCUACAGGUUGCCCAUACUGUUGUUUUGUAACGCCGAACUAUACUCAGAGGCACAAUUAUCCGCCCACUUUAAUAUACUCGCGUCAUAUUAAAGAGGGCGGAUAAUUGUGCCUCUGAGUAUAAUAUUGUGCGGUGCGGUGCGGUGUCAGUGAGCGAUGUCCUUUAUGUAGAUACGAAGUAAUACUGUUCCUCUCAUAUUAUGUCCAACAUAGGUUUAUAUGUAAGCGAUUUGUUUUUAUCAAAUACUCGAGGGUGUUUUUUUCUAUUGAUUUAUUUUUAACGAAUAUUGAAUAAGUAUUUUUUUUUUGAGAAACAUAACAUGUUAUAAAGGAUUGCAAUGAAAUAGGAACGUACGUCUUUUUUUGCAGUGGGUUUUGCAAACUUAAUUGUAAUUGGACUUUCAAGUAUCUAAAAUUUUCAUAUGUUUAUGUGUAUACAGAACUUAUGUCUUAAUGUUAUAUUACAUAAUUUAUGUUAUAUUAUAACACAUAAAUUAUGUCGACAUGUUAUAUAACAAAAUUAUUGUAAUAUAACAAAAAUAUUAAAAAAGAUUAUGAUGUAAAUUCAAGAUAAAUGCUGAUUUAUAAAUUUGGAAAAAAACACAAAUAGUAUGUUUGAUAAAAAUUUACCUUUUUCAAAGCGUAUUUAGAUACUGCAAUCGAACACAUUCUAAAUAUCGACAUAAUAUUUUUUUUUUCUCUUCUCUUUGACUAAUUCUAAUUUUCAAAUGAAAUUGUAACCAUAAAAUUGACUUUUGUUUGGCAUUUUUGACAUUUUACAGUGACAUGUUAUGACAUUAAACCAUGUUAAAAUGAGUUUUAUAACAUGUUAUAUUAUGCUAUUUCAUGAGUAAUCAUGACAUGUGCAGAAAAAUAUACAUAAUGUUGUGUUACUCAAUAUUCGUGUAAAAAAUAAAUUGAUAACAAAAUAUUCACUGUGAAAUUAAUUUAAUAUAUUAUUAUCAUUAUUUAGUUAUAUUAAAUAGUAAUAAUAUGGCUGAAUUUAGUUUUUAAGAUAGCUUUAAAAUGUUUUUUUUUUUUCAUUUUCAAACAAUUUUUAUUUACAUGAAUGAUAGUGUAAUUUAGAUUAUAGAAAAUGAAUUUUCGAUUAAUUUUCUAGAUUUUGUAUAGUAUUAUGAAAAUUGAUUCAACACAUUUAGUUAUUUAUAGAUUAGAUUUAUUUAUAUAUAUUUACAUCUAUUCCGAUAUUGUUAACUAUAACAUCAAAUUGAAUUAAUUUUAGGAUUAAUAAAUAAUUAAAAAGAGAUUCGUUAAUUUUAUAAGUGUUUCGAGGCAAUCUUUAGUAAUUUAGGAGUUUAAUUUUUAAAUGUAAUUGUAAUUAAAUAUAGUUGUUGUUUCAAAUCAAAAUAAUCAACCAUGAAUUUGAAAAUAUGCAAACCGUCCAACUAAUUUGGUUUGGUGUUUCUUUUUUUCUUGUAUAUAAAAUUAAAUGAGAAAACUUAUUGAUUUCACUAAAAAUGGCGCCGAAAAGCGAAAAAAGAUUAAAUCAAAUAUUACAAAAAUGCGUCUUUUUCCGUAGACAGAGAAGUAAAUAGACAACUAAUUUGCGUGCAUUUGUAAGUCAAAAAAUAGUUAAUUUUGACAUCUCAACUCGCGAAACUGAAGCAUUACAAUUUUAUUUUAUAUAUAAUAUGUAUUUAUAUAUUUUUUUCAUUACUUUACUUUUUUUUGCUAAACGCUCAUCAUAUAAAGUUUGAUUUAAUUUUUCUUUUACGCGAAUCGGUGCAAACGACCCACCCCAUUUAAAUUAAAUGAAAAGUAAAUGAAAAAAAAAGUGUAUAUAUAAAUAACUAAAUACAUUUAUGAAUUAUGAUAUAAACUAAAUGAUAUUUAAAUUAAAACACACUAUAAUUAUAUUUUUUACUCUGUCCAACUUCCAAUUGGAUGUGUCGUACCAAAUUGUCAUUGUAAAAAUAAUUUAUUGGUUAAGUUUUGCAGGCCGCUUGGGAAAACUUUUUGACAGUUGCAAUUUUGACAGUCGGCGGAUUUUUACUGACGUAGAAUGACAAAAAGUCGGCGUUUGUCAGACACUUUCUUGUUUGCAACCUUAGCGUGCGGAUUUAUAGCUUGGCAAAUUCGUUUGUAACACUCCCGAUGGGCGCGGGCCGGGAGGGGGGUAGCGAUGCACCGCGCGCAUGACGUCACACCCGCAGAGUCGUUUCCCCCUGUCGCCCGCAUAUCAUGAGAGUGUCAUCUACGAACUUGCCUUGCUAUAGUGUUGUACUUGUCGGACAAACGCCGACAAAAAGUCUGUUUAUAUCUUGAAAUUUUUUAAUCUUUUUUGAGCGUUUUUAUGCAAAAUAAACCCGGUGAGGGGGAAUUUUGUUUAAUUAAUCUUUGAAAUCGUCAAUUUUCUGUGGAAAGUCAAUAUUGCAUCAACAAAUAAAGUAACUCAUGUUUGCCUGUUUAUAAUAUUAUAUUAUUUUUUUAUUAUUAAUUUUUAUUGUUGACUCAUAGGUUAAUGAUUUGUUUAUUUAUUAUAUACAUAUCGAACGCUUGUGGUUUUGUGCGUAAAGUGUUUUUUUUUUAUAAUUUUUUUCGUCGAUAUAUUGGGUGUGAGUGAUGCUAGUUUAAUUAACUAUCAGAAUUUUAUUAGAUGUCGGCUUCUAAUGUACAGCCUAGGCGGACAUUCGCUGGUUAAUUCAACAAGAUAGCUGAAAUAUAAGUCAGGGAUCCGUAGAAUUUUUUUUACAAGUGAUUACUAUCAAGUUAAUUUUUGUGAGUAGCUUCAUCUCAAUGAGACAAUCAACUUUUAUAUUCACGAAAAUUCUUGGUUCUGGUAGCUAACUGAGUUACCAGGAAAUAAUGUACCACGUUAGGACAUUGUGGCUGUUAAGUUGUGUAACUAUUAUUUAAUCAACAUUAAAAAAAACAGCUGGAAUUUUCGUAGAUAAAAAAGAUUUUUUUUAAUCGUAUAAAGUUGAUUGUCUCAUUGAGAUGAAGCUACUCAAUGAAAAUUAACUUGAUAGUAAUCAGUUGUAAAAAAUCUUCUACGGAUCUCUGACUAUAUGUUCUGGGUUGAACUAUGAAACGUUGAAUUUUUUUUUUGUCAACACUCGUAACUAAUAACAUAAUUUACUCGAAAGUAAUAUUGUAAUUUGUUAAAACGUUUCAAAAAAAUCUUAUCCAAACAAGAAACAUUUUUGCUCUAAAAAAAUAUUUUUAAUGAAAUUUUAAUAAAACGCCUUCAAAACGGCAAGCGUUGGUGUGUGUUUAAUUUUUUGUAAAUUCGUAAUCGUAUGGAUUUCUGUGUUUUUGAGUACUUUGUCUGUAAAAGUAUUAAACAAACAGGUAACAGGUAUGAAAAGAAUGACCCUAAAACAUGGCUGCACUCAAUGAUGUUAAAUACUGUUAGAUGUGUUACCAGCGCAUGAGAAAUGAGGCGCUCAAAAGAGGAAAUUUAUAGUCAGUUGUGGUCAACAGCGAACGUUAUUAUUUAAACAAAUAAUACCUAAAUAUCGUCUACAAUGUCGAGUUGUGUGUUCAGGAAGUGUAAAAACUAUAUAUACAUAUAUAUAUAAUGUAAUUAAAGGCAAAAUUGUGCACGUGGUCGCUCAGUGUUGUAGCCUAUUAUUGGGAUCACUUUUUGCGGUGAUUUUGUAGGGACGUAACCGAUCUAUAGUAUAAAAUUAUCAUUGGUUGCACCAUAUUUUUUUUGAAAAUGUGACGGACGGACAGUGUUUUAUAAAUACAGAAAUAAACAUUACGAAUUGUCUUCGAAUGAGCUGGAGUUCAAAAUGGCGGUGUAACAAACGCAAAUUUUUAGUUGUUCACUUCGUCAAUUUAUAUUUAAAUUUUGCCUCUAAAGCGAUAGUUUGUCUAUAAACUAACAUUAAGCAGAACAAAUCAUUUUACUGUCCAAAUUGUUGUUUUUUUGUGAGUGUAUUUGUUGUCCUUUGUAAUUGAUCGAUUCGUUACUGCUUUAAAAUCAAAAUGCCGCCAUUUUGAUUCUAGUUUUAUUAUUUUUUGCCUAAUUUUGUUAGCUAAUUUUUUAUUCACUCAUUAUUUCUAGAAUACCCAUUAUAUUUAGUAAGCGAAGUCGCGAUGUAAUUGUAUGUUUUGUUGUUGCAAGGAAGCGAUCUGACGUACUGACCCGUUAAAUUAUAUUAAUAUACAUAAUAUACUGUAUAACAAUGUUUAAUUUAAAUUCAUGUUAUAUAACAUGUUUAAUUAAAAAUUGUUACAUCAUUAUUAUACAUGGCAGCAAAAAAAUCGAGCAUCAGUCAACAAUAGACAUAGACACAGUUUGAAUGUGAUGAUGAAUAAAAAAUUUAAACUAGGUUUAAAUAUGCCAUAAAAUAAUAGUCCUACAUUUUUUUUAAAUUUCGUACAUUUUUACACAAUCGAGUUUAAUUAAAACUAUAGACUUAGACACCGUUUGAAUGUGAUGACGUGUAAAAAAAGUAUUAGUCAGUUCAUACUCUCGUCAGUCAGUUAAUAAAUCUAGAAGAAAAAUAACAUUUUGUUUAGAAUAACUAAAAAUACAAUGAAACGAUGAAACAUAGAAAACUGGUGCCUUGAUCUUUUUGCUCCCAAGUGUAUUUUAUAUUUCUUUAUAUAUAUUUUUUAAUAUUUUGUUUCUUUCUGAUUUUUUUUAUUUUUAUUGAAAAUUUUAUUUCAAACCCAAUAUAAUAAACAUGUCCUAUAUUUUAAAAUGAGUUUUGGAAUAUAUAUAUUUUAUUGUUUUUUUUAAAUAUAUUUAAAUAUUUGAUAUAGUUUUUAUCAUUUGCAAUAUGACGUUUUUUUUUUCAGAUUUUUCACUUUGUAAAGAUACGUUGUUUCGUCAGACCGGGUUAGCUGACUUUGUUUGCAAAUAAGUAACGAAAUAUUACUACUAUCUGUUAGGCGAAUUUAAAAAUAAAAGAUAUAAUCAUUA
Bicyclus anynana (squinting bush brown) is the source of this 11979-nucleotide messenger RNA. Its product is annotated as protein tramtrack, alpha isoform. Lineage: Eukaryota; Metazoa; Arthropoda; Insecta; Lepidoptera; Nymphalidae. Gene Ontology annotation, cellular component: nucleus. The transcript has 17 exons. The record is from RefSeq and is a predicted model, not a curated record. Gene Ontology annotation, molecular function: protein binding. Gene Ontology annotation, biological process: regulation of transcription by RNA polymerase II. Bases 784 to 2784 code for a protein of 666 amino acids.